Messenger RNA from Hippocampus comes (tiger tail seahorse), 1502 nucleotides. RefSeq names its product tubulin alpha chain-like. Gene Ontology annotation, molecular function: structural constituent of cytoskeleton; GTP binding. NCBI's taxonomy places the organism in Eukaryota, Metazoa, Chordata, Actinopteri, Syngnathiformes, Syngnathidae. The record is from RefSeq and is a predicted model, not a curated record. The transcript has 4 exons. Gene Ontology annotation, biological process: microtubule-based process. Gene Ontology annotation, cellular component: microtubule. Bases 16 to 1365 code for a protein of 449 amino acids.
GAUAAAGUUUGUUGGAUGCGUGAAUGCAUCUCCAUACAUGUGGGCCAAGCUGGGGCUCAGAUUGGCAACGCAUGUUGGGAGCUGUACUGUCUGGAACAUGCUAUUCAGCCAGAUGGCCAGAUGACCUCUGAUACAAUAAUCGGUGGUGGCGAUGACUCCUUCACCACCUUUUUCAGUGAGACAGGAGCAGGAAAACAUGUCCCAAGAGCCAUAUUUGUUGACCUGGAGCCCACUGUCAUUGAUGAGGUGCGUACGGGUACCUACCGUCAGCUGUUCCAUCCAGAACAAUUAAUCACAGGGAAGGAAGAUGCUGCCAACAAUUAUGCCCGUGGUCACUACACUAUUGGCAAGGAGAUCAUUGAUCUGGUUCUGGACAGGACUCGCAAACUGGCUGAUCAAUGCACAGGAUUGCAAGGGUUCCUCAUCUUCCACUCCUUCGGUGGAGGCACCGGCUCUGGUUUCACCUCCCUCCUCAUGGAGAGACUGUCAGUUGAUUAUGGAAAAAAGUCCAAGCUUGAAUUUGCAAUCUACCCAGCCCCUCAGGUUUCCACAGCAGUGGUGGAGCCUUACAAUUCCAUUCUGACCACUCACACCACCCUUGAGCACUCUGACUGUGCCUUCAUGGUGGACAAUGAAGCCAUCUAUGACAUUUGUCGUCGGAACCUCGAUAUUGAAAGGCCAACCUACACUAACCUCAACAGGCUGAUUGGCCAGAUCGUGUCUUCAAUCACAGCCUCACUUCGCUUUGACGGCGCCCUGAAUGUUGACCUAACAGAGUUCCAGACCAACUUGGUGCCCUACCCUCGUAUCCAUUUCCCUUUGGCUACCUAUGCCCCAGUCAUCUCUGUGGAGAAGGCCUACCAUGAGCAGCUUUCUGUUGCCGACAUCACAAAUACUUGCUUUGAGCCAGCCAACCAGAUGGUCAAGUGCGAUCCUCGUCAUGGCAAAUACAUGGCCUGUUGUCUGCUUUAUCGUGGCGAUGUGGUGCCUAAAGAUGUCAACUCCGCCAUCGCUGCCAUCAAGACCAAACGCAGCAUCCAGUUUGUGGACUGGUGUCCUACUGGUUUCAAAGUGGGUAUCAACUACCAACCUCCAACAGUGGUUCCUGGAGGGGAUCUAGCCAAGGUGCAGAGGGCUGUGUGCAUGUUGAGCAACACCACAGCCAUCGCUGAGGCCUGGGCUCGCCUCAACCACAAGUUUGAUCUCAUGUAUGCCAAAAGGGCCUUUGUCCACUGGUAUGUUGGGGAGGGAAUGGAGGAAGGAGAGUUCUCAGAGGCCCGAGAGGAUAUGGCUGCCCUGGAAAAGGAUUAUGAAGAAGUGGGUGCGGACAACAUUGGGGAUGAAGAUGAAGGAGAAGAAUAUUGAUGUAAAGACACAAGAAGAAACACAAUUUAAGUGGUUGAUUUUUAUUUAAUCAGUUAGGCCCAAAAGUCAUGCUUAUCCUAUGACUGUGUAUUAAUAUAAUAAAUAUUUCUUGGUUGGAAGUUCCACAGAGAUCAUUA